AUGAAUGUGUCAAAGUCAUAUAGAGUGAAGCCUUCGGACAAGAAACAGGCGCAAAUCUCCAGCUUCUUCCAACAGAAGCCUAGCACUAGCGUAAAGUCAUCGGGUUUAAAGACAACCCCAGAAAAAGUCCUUGCAUCACGCUCUUCGUCGUUUUUAUCAAGAACUAAUAGUACAUUGAAUAGUACUAAAGAUGCAUUCGAAGAAGUUCCAUCCUCUGAUAUAUCGUUUGAUUCGCCAGAGAUAAAUAACUUUAAAAAUUCCAACUUGGCUAGAUCCUUGUCUACUAUCAAAGAUGGUAAGACAUCGGACUUAAAUGUAAUUGAUUUGACACAAGAUGAGGAGAAUAUACCUGAACCAAGAAGCAGUCCACUAGCAAAGACUGCUCCAAGGAGGACGACUAAUAUCAUGCCUGGCAACAAAGUAAAUCUGGUUUUAGUGAAAGCUGAAGGUGGUACGGCUGGUACUGCUGGCACGGGUGGUACAGGUGUGAGUAUGAAAAGGUCCCAUUCGGCUCUUUUGGAUCACUUAAAUGGUAUCCCACGGAAAGUUCCAAGACAAAUAUCCAGGGUUUCGACGUCUUCAUUUAACUCCAAUUCGUCUUCAUUUUUAGAUUUCUCAAACUCUCCUAUAAAACUCUCUGAUGAACAGAAACAGGUCAUUACCUUUAUCGUUCAAGAUGGAUUGAAUGUAUUUUAUACUGGUUCUGCUGGUACCGGUAAGUCAGUGGUUUUGAGAGAACUUGUGACCCGUUUGAAUUCGAAAUUUUACAGUUCGAAUGUUGGCGUUACUGCAUCCACUGGUUUAGCUGCUUGUAACAUUGGUGGACAAACCAUUCAUAGAUUCUUGGGUAUUGGGUUUGGAGAAGGUUCGGUGGAUUCUAUCGUGGCAUCGAUAAAAAAGAAACCUGCCGUUUUGAAAAGAUGGAAAACUUUAAAGGUUCUUAUUAUUGAUGAAAUUUCUAUGAUCCAGGGUAGAUUGUUUGAGAAGUUAAACAAUAUAGGCAAGGUCUUGAGGAAUUCACCAAAUUUACCAUUUGGUGGGAUACAGAUUGUUUGCACAGGUGAUUUUUUCCAAUUACCCCCAGUAGUGAAAGGGGGACCAUCUGAAUUCUGCUUUGAGAUGGACUCUUGGAAGGAAACUAUUCAGAAGACUAUAUUAUUAUCAGAAAUUUUCAGACAAAAGGGUGACACUGAACUUAUAGACAUGUUGAACAGUUUGAGAUUUGGAGAUUUAAACGAUCAAAUGAUUGCAAAGUUCUCCAAACUCACUAGGAAAAUUAAGUAUGAAGAUGGAUUAGAACCAACAGAAUUGUUUCCAUUAAGAGAAGAUGUGAAAAGAGCUAAUGAUUACAGAUUACAGCAGUUACCUCUGAACCCAAUAAAGUAUUUGGCAAUGGAUACAUCUAAAGAUCCAUUCCAUCAAAAAAUGUUAGAAAAUUUAAUGUGUGAGCGAGAAUUGACAUUGAAAGUGGGAGCCCAGGUGAUGUACCUUAAAAACUUGGAUGAUGAUAUCGUCAAUGGAUCAAUUGGAACAGUGUUGUACUUUUUGACUACUCCCCUUUGGGAUAAAGUUAGCGCAAUCUACGGAGAUGACUCGAUCGGAUUAGAUGAACAAGUUAAUAAUGAGAUAAGAUUAAUCUCUUCCAAAGUUGAAUCUCCACUGACGACAUGGGAUAAUCCUGAAGACGUAGCAUUAUAUGAGAAAAUCCCCUUGGAUAGAAGAUCUAGGUUUCAACAGUUAGUUGCAUUUGCAAUCAAUGAAAAGCAAAUGAAUUUGUAUCCAGUUAUUAGGUUCAAUAUUCCUAGGAAGGAACCUAAAGUAAUCUUAGUGCAGAGAGAAGAAUUCAGGAUAGAUUCAGCCAGGGUUUCCGGUGUGGGAGGUGGAGAAGAUAAUAGACUUUGUAGAGUUCAAUUGCCCUUGCUUCUUUCCUGGGCCCUUUCCAUCCAUAAAGCACAAGGUCAAACAAUCAGCAGGUUGAGAAUUGACUUGAAAAAGGUUUUCGAAAAGGGACAAGUUUAUGUGGCAUUAUCAAGAGCCACGAGCAAAGAACUGUUGGAAAUAGUCAACUUUGAUCCUAGAAAGAUUCAAGUUGCUGAUAAGGUCAAACAGUUUUAUGAUAAGUUAGAUAAAGGGUACUUUAAAUAA
Molecule: messenger RNA, 2145 nt
Organism: Dujonia railenensis
Lineage: Eukaryota; Fungi; Ascomycota; Pichiomycetes; Serinales; Debaryomycetaceae
Source: the annotation of a GenBank genome assembly